This is a messenger RNA of Physella acuta, 6574 nucleotides long. RefSeq names its product receptor-type tyrosine-protein phosphatase T. Gene Ontology annotation, molecular function: protein tyrosine phosphatase activity. The record is from RefSeq and is a predicted model, not a curated record. Gene Ontology annotation, biological process: protein dephosphorylation. NCBI's taxonomy places the organism in Eukaryota, Metazoa, Mollusca, Gastropoda, Physidae.
CCAACUCUACCUUAUAUAAAACGGAUUUUCCAUCGUAUGUAAAUAGACGGCACGGAGUUUCCGACUAAUUUUUUAUUAGAGCAUCCGGUUUUGUCAUGUCUUUUGCUUGUCCGACAGUCGAGCCAGUGAAAUGUGUAACGAUUAAUUUAAGACAAAGUUUGUUUUAAGAAAUAAAUGGCCAUUCAUUAUUACAGUUGCUUUACAUUUUAAGACCAUACUCAAGUACGUAUUGAAGUAAGGUAGAUAACAGAUAACAAAGAGAUAUUUUAUAAUGAUGUUUACAUUAAUAAUUCAUUAAAUAAAUAGAGGAGCAAACGGGAAGUGAAGUAAAUGUUUCACUAGGUCUCGGACCGGAGUUGUCAAAAAGUAAUUACUAAAGGUUACAAUGGCCAGAGGAGUUAAUAUUGCUGUUGUAAUUAUCUGUGUUCAAAUUCUGCAUGUGUAUUCAGCAUGUGAGGAUGGAUGGUUUGGCAAAGACUGUAAGCUCCAGUGCCACUGUACAAACAACGAGUGUACAGACGACGGUACCUGCAAGAAUGAAAAUAAAUGUCUCGGUGAAUGGUUUGGUCCUGCUUGUCAGUACCAGAAUCUUGCAACAGUUUAUACAGCCACGCUGCGUCAAUCACAAACUACUGCGUGUAAUGCUGCAGUAGCUAAUCAAAAAAUUGAAGUCUCCUGGAACAUUUCCUAUCCCUUCACUUUUUUGUGGGUACAAUUUAAACAAGCGACAAAUUAUCUGACGUCAAACUUAAACAUCAGCAUCACGGACAAAAACUCUACGUGUGACUCCAUUUACCAAUCAGCUAUCAGCCAGGACACGGUUGAGUUCAGAUGUCGGACAACAGUAAAUAUGACACGUCUUGUUUUGUCAGGUGGAAAUGUAAAGAAUGUCUGCUCUAUUUACGUCAGUGGAGGGAGGAAUGUUGCAGUUAAACAAUCUGCUACACAAGACAGUACAUUAACUGACUUUCCUGGACGUUCUGACGCUUCUCAUGCUGUGGAUGGUAAUAGAGACAGUGAUUGGAACAACGGUUUUUGUAUGCAUACCGCCAAUCAGACAUCAAAAGCAACACCUCAUUACUGGACAGUUGAUUUCACUGGUGAAACAUACAGUGUCAACAGAUAUGUUUUAUACAGUAGGUGGGAUCUAAAAACGUAUCCAUACUGUUGUCCUGAAAGAAUCAGUGGGUUUACACUAACAAGUUGGAACAACCAAAGUGACCAAGUGUUCACAUACACGGCUCCUGCUGGGAAACAUGCACUAAUCCACACUGUUGUAUCAGGAUCACGUGAUGUUGCUCGUGUCAACGUCACAUUGGAUGUAGACUAUUUAAAUUUUUGUGAGGCCGAGAUUUAUGGGGUCAACGUGUGCCCAAAGAACAAAUACGGCCUAGACUGUACUAAAGAAUGUAACUGUGUCAACAAUGAACAAUGUCACGUGGACACUGGUACCUGUCCAUCUGGCUGUGCUCCAGGCUACACAUUUGAAGGAUGUCAGACAGAGUGUAGUGCAGGUACGUGGGGUGAUGACUGCCGAAACUCUUGUAGUGUAAACUGUCUCAACACAGGCAAGUGUAACCAUACGGAUGGCACUUGUGAUGGAGGUUGUGUGGCAGGGUUUAAACCUCCGCUCUGUACUGAAGGUUGUGUUAACGGAACGUGGGGCAUUAACUGCUCUACUAACUGCAACAAAAACUGCGUUAAUGUACACUGUAUUUCAGUUAACGGCAGUUGCUCAAAAGGUUGUAAUAAAGGAUACAAAGGAGAACAAUGUUUAACAGAAUGUAGUCCAGGUACAUGGGGUGAUGACUGCCGAAACUCUUGUAGUGUGAACUGUUUUAAUAAAAACAACUGUAACCAUAUUGACGGCACGUGUGAUGGAGGUUGUGUGACGGGGUUUAAACCUCCGCUCUGUACUGAAGAAUGUGACAAAGGCACGUGGGGCAGUAACUGUUCUGAAGCAUGUAACAAGAGCUGUAUUGAGGACGUGUGUAAUUCAAUUAACGGGAGUUGCUUGAAAGGUUGUAAAGAAGGAUACAAGGGACUACAAUGUUCAGAAAAAUGUGAUAGCGGAACUUGGGGAAUGGAGUGUAAAAAUAAUUGCAGCGUAAACUGUUUGACACCGAAUAGUUGCAGCCAUAUCAACGGAGAUUGUAUAUUUGGAUGUGCUAGAGGAUACACUCUCGCAAACUGUUCACUAGCACAAACAGCAAGUGUGACUGCGGACAAUGAUCUUAUAAUUAUAGUGGCUGUUGUUGUCGCUGGUGUAGUUCUUGUAGCCGCUUGUAUUGCUGGUGUGAUCAUAUUGUACAGAAGGCGCGCCACACAAAGACCUAAGACAAGAGAAAUUGAUCUAGACAAAACAGAGGAGGAUAACAGCUGUAUGCCUUGCCUUGAUAGCGAUGAAAAUGGUCUCUCAGCUUCUACUACAGCUCUAUAUGAAGACAAGAAUACGAAGCAAGUAGUUGAUUCUAACAAUGGAUACUACAAUACGGUUUCUAUCCAAGAAGAUACUUCCAUUCCUGUUGAAGAACUUAAUGCGUUUUUGAGCACUCGUGAUAAACUAUUCCUUGAACAACAGUUUAAGAAUCUACCCGCUCCCAAAGAUGUUUCAACAAGUGUUGGGUUAAGUGAGUUAAACAAACACAAGAACAGAUUUAAGAACAUUUGUGCAUAUGACCACUCUAGAGUCCAUCUGGAAAUAAACACAGAUGAAAAUGAAGGAGACUAUAUUAAUGCUUGUUAUGUUGAGGGAUAUAAAAAUGAAGAGAGAUUUAUAGCAUCCCAAGGCCCCAAUCGUGUGAUUUUAAACGACUUUAUCAGAAUGUUAUGGGAACAAAAAGUUGAUAAAGUUGUGAUGCUGACUAAUCUUUUUGAGGAAGGAAAACCGAAAUGUGAGCAGUACUGGCCAGAUGAAGACGAGGCUACAUUUGGUCUGAUCACAGUCAAACUGACAGUCACUGAUGUGUUCGCUGACUACACCAUCAGACAAUUUAUUCUAAGUAAAAAAGGCCACCCACCACACACAGUGAAACAAUUCCAUUUUACAUCAUGGCCUGACCAAGGUGUUCCAUUAACUCCAUGGGCUCUUGUAGAUUUUGAGCAGAGAGUGGCAUCACAGCCUACAGCCACACCAGUUGUUGUACAUUGCAGUGCUGGUGUGGGACGUACUGGAACCUUCAUAGCUCUACGUCACGUGAUGAGAGAAGCUGAGGACACUGGACGCGUGGAUUUCUUUAAAACUUUAAUCAAACUCAGACAGGCCAGAGUCUUGAUGAUACAGACUGCUGAACAGUACGAGUUUCUACAUAAAGCAGCUUGUGUUGCCUUGGUGUGUAUGAAAACAACUGUGGCGUCCAGUGACAUUGAAGAAAGAAUUAAAUUUCUACACAAAAAAACAAAGUCUGGUCAAAGUCAUUUGCAGAAAGAAUUUGAGGCAGUUUGCAGCUUGUGUCAAAAUGUGGAUGAUGGUCACAAAGAAUUUGAUGUAGGUGAUGUUUACCAGAACACAAGUACUGCAGUCAAACAACAGAAGGACAGAGAUACAAAGAUUUUACCACACAAAAUGUACAGAGCACAGCUUGCUAAAGAUACAGCUAAUACAAGUGACUAUAUAAAUGCUGUUCUAAUUCCAAGUUUCAGAAAAAAUAGACAUCAAAUUUUAACACAGCUUCCCCUCCCUUCAACUGUGGUUGACUUUUAUAGACUGGUAACUCAGUACAGAGUGUCACUGGCUGUGGCGUUUGAUGGGGAUGUUCAGUCACAAGAUUAUACGAUAGGGAAUUACCUCCCUGUGAGUACAACCGAACCAUUAACAUGUGAACCUUUUGUGAUUUCAACCAGUGAAAUCAAGGGAGAUAAUAUCCUGGAAGAGCAGAAACUGACCAUCACUAGAACUUCACAGAAAAAGGAGACCCACACAAUGACUCAUGUAAAAGCUGCUAUAAAAAAACUGGAUCCAAAAAAACUUUAUCAAAUUAUUCAGAAAGUCAGGUCACAGGCAUACAAGUUUAAUGGGAGAAUUCUGUUCAUGUGCAGUGAUGGAGCAGAAUGGAGUGGUUUGGCAAGUGUUCUCACACUGUUGUUGGAUAGAAUGGACCACGACCAGCGUCUAACUGUUCCACUUGUUGUUGGUGCUAUCAAGAGUGUACGGCCGGAAGUUAUUUCAUCAUUGAGUCAGUAUGAAGUUUUGUAUAAAGUGUUGGAGAGAUACCAUGAGGUGACAUCUUCAUACAACAAUGUUGGUGACGUCAGGAUUGUGCCAAUUAUUCAGACAAGUGAGAAGGGACCACAUGAAGACUCUGUGUACGCCAACAAUGAUGUUACAUCAGCUGUUUGAGCUAUUGUUUUUAUUGUUUAUUAUAAAAUGACUUAAUGAAUGUUACUAACAAAAUCUAAAGACAUUAUACACAGUUAUUAUAAAUAGUAAAAAUUAUGAAACUGGUAAAGUCUAUUACAGCCUUUAUACAUGUUAGGUUUUCAUUCUGCUUAGGUUUGAAAUAAUAAGGUAAAUAUUUGUAAAAUAGAAGCGUGUUUAUCGCAUAUUCUAAAAUUAAAGGAAAAAUAAAAUCUAGAUAUAAAUCUAUUUAUUUAUGCUACAUGUUUGCAAUGUAAUAACAAUUAUUUAAUAGUGUGCUCUGUUAUAUUGUAAAGGAUGCUUUCAGGGCACAUAACUCUGUACAUUGUUGUAACUUUCCUUUUCAUGUUUUUACAUUUUUAUUAUUUUUAGGUAUCAUGUGCUAUGGCAUAGGCAGGGGUGUGUUGGGGGAGGGGAGGGAAGUUAAUCCCAAACCCCAACUCCUACGAUCAAUCAUGUAAUAGUACACUUCUUGAAUGAAUCUACAACUAUUAAUUAUGCCGAAGUCACAGAAAUAAGUUAACUCUACUUCACUUGCCCAAUAGACCGUCAGGUUUGAAAGGGAAACUUUUUAUUAAUGGCCGCUGGCUUGUGUUACUCUCAAAAAUUAAUUUUCAAUAUUUAGGGAGUCAGGAGAUCAAGAUUUUUUAUUCUUUAAACUUAUUUAAAAAGUUUCAUUUUCCUUUAUACUUUUAGAAAUUGCAUGUGUAAUGUGUCUCUAAUCAGUCUCUAUUCCUUUAUAAAGUGUACAGAGCAAAGACUUAGCACUACUUAUGAAUUUAAUUCAAAUGUAAAUUUGUUUAUCUGAUUCCAAAUGAUCACAACAUUCUUUAUAUUUAAAAAUUAACAUCGCCAUGACAUUUAAUACGAAAAUUUUACAAUCCAUUAAAAUAAUCCUAAAUAAUAUACUAUAUAUAUUUUACUGUGAAUUAUUUUGUUUGAGAUAUUUAGUCUGAGAUCAUUUGUCCUGUCUGCACCCUCCCCCACCCACCGACCCCAACAAAUUAUCUAUCACUUCGAGAAUACCUAAUAUGCAUGUGAAAUUAAAGUGAAAACUCAUGCAUCAACAGAAUGCGUGAGCAUUUUGCUUAGUGUCUGAAAUGGGCCGACAUAGUACCAAUUAAACAGAAUUUCAAACUCUGCCUAGGCAACAUAAAAAAGAAUUAAGACUCUUCCUAGUCAUCCUCUAUAACGCAAAAAAAGCGGAACAGUCAUAGUAUAGAAUAGGCUUAUACCCUCCAGAAUAUCUCUUAAUUUGAACUCUAACCACAAUCCCCACCAUAACCCUAAUCAUAUCUAUGUCACUAUCCCCAUCCCGAAGCCUAUGCCUAAAUUUUCCAAAUAAAGUGGUACUUGGCAUACCAGUGCCCCAUCGCACGAAUAUUUUGAGAUACGAGCAAUCGUGCGAGCAAUUUUCUCCUUUGCAUUUCGAGCGCAUGUUUCUGUGUUCACGGAAAGAAACACCAAGAAAAAGAUGCAGCAGAACGUACAUCGCAGCUCUAUGAUGACACUUAAAAGUUCCCUUUCUAACCUGACGGUCUAUGGGGCAAGUGAAGUAGAGUUCACUUGUUUCUAUGACCUCGGCAUAUGAAGAGAUAGUGUGGUCAGCACUAUGCCCAGCCGCCUUUAUUUUGUCAGGGACGGUCUACUGACUUGAACUUACGGGUUAGCAGUCUAGCUCCCUACUGCUAGACCACCAUAACAACACUUGUUUAACACAUUUCUGCAACGCUCUGAAUUGUGGGUUGCGGAAGGAACAAACAUCAUUCUUAGGUCUCGUUUUAAGCGGCAAGCACGAGAAACUGAGUAAAGUAUGAAAGAAAAAAAGAAAGACAGUAAACAGAAAAGCAGUCACGAAAGUAUAAAGUUCGAUUUUAGUUCAACUAUGUUCAGCAUUAAUGUUAGCAUUAAGUUUUAGGAUAAGGUGCAGCGUUGAGAGUGUAACGAGAGAAUGGAUUAAAGAAACUGAAAGAGUUGGUAUUAACAUUAGAGAGAGAAAGUGAAAGAUGUAGCGCUCCUGCGGCUGACCACUUUACCCUACAUAUCAGCAAACAUUUGCAAUAAGCUCGGGUGAUUGUAAAUGGGUAGGGCCUAUUCACUUUUUAAAACCACUUCAUUUCUUUACAUUCACUUUUAUUAUGAUUUUAUACUUAAAAUUCUUAUUAUUAUGAUUGAAUAUAACAUUUGCUUUUUUUUAUGCAUCCGUUUUAUUAAAAA